Molecule: messenger RNA, 1803 nt
Organism: Acanthosepion pharaonis
Lineage: Eukaryota; Metazoa; Mollusca; Cephalopoda; Sepiida; Sepiidae
Source: the annotation of a GenBank genome assembly
AUGGCGCUGGCAUUCCGAGUUUUGGGCGAUGGCGGGAAACAAGAAUGGUUUUCUCUUUCGCUUUCUUACUCUCUCUUCUCCAUCUUUUUCUCACUCUAUUCCCCAUUUUUUCUUUCUCACUCUAUCUGCUCUCUCUUUACAACAUUCUCUUCUCCUCUUCCACAUUUUCCCGCUCUAUCUUUUCUUUCCUUUUACUACUCUUUUUAUCUUUCUCUUUUAAAUCCUUUCUCCAUUUUAUUUCCCUCAUUCUUUUUCCCAGCGUUCCUUCUUUCUAAAUAUCUAUCUCUUUCUCACUCAUUCCUUCUUACUUUUUCUCGCUUUCAUUCCUUAUUUAUCCCUCUCAUACCCUUUCUUUAUUUCAUUCUUUGUCUUUCUCCUUUUCAUUCUUCGUUCUCGAUCUCUCUCCCCUUCAAUAAUUCUAGAUUUCAGAAUGUCUUUUCUCUUUCCCACACCUUUUACUUUUUCCUUUCUUUUUUUCUUUCUUUCUCAAUCUCUUUCCCAUUUUCUCUUUCUCACUCUAUCUGCCCUCUCUUUACAACGUUUUCUUUUCCUUUUCCCCCGCUCUAUCUUUAUCUUUCCUUUUACCGUCCUUAUAUUUCUUACCCUAGUUCUUUUUAUCUCAUUCUUGUUUUCAUUCUCUCUUUCUCGCUCUAUUUCACGCUAUUCUCUUUCCAUACUCUCUUUAUCUCUUCCUUCUUUUUUUCUAAACCUCGUUUCCAUUGUCUUUUUUUUCACUAUUUUUUCCUAUAUUUCUUUUUUUCUUUCUCUUCUCUCUCUGUCUUUCUACCUUUCUUUUUCAUUCCAUUUUCAAUUCUUCUCUUUCUUACUUUCUUUCCUAUUUUCCGUUUCUCACUCUAUCCUUGCUUUGUUUCGCUCAUUUUUCCCACUUUCUCUUGCUCAUUUUCUCUUUCACCCGCUCUUACUCUUUCUUUUACUUUCUCUUUCACUUUCACUUUCACUUUCCUUCCUUAUCUUUCUCACUCUAGUUUCUUUUUAUGCUUUCUCGUUUUCUCUCCCUCUUCUCUAUUUCCCAUUGUUGUCUUUCUCUUUCUUUUAUUUUAUCUAUGUUUUCUCAGUCGCUUUCCUUUUGUUUCUUUUUCACAUUGUUUUUUUAUUUAUUUCUCUUUCUUUUUUCCUCCUUAUCUUUCUCCUUACUCUUUUUCAUUCUUUCUUUUUUUUCUUCUUUUCUUUUUCUUUCUUUCUUUCUUUCUCAGUCUCUAUCGCUCUUUUUCGCUUUUUUUUAACCUGUCAUUUCUUAUCUUCUUUCAGUCUUUUCAUUUUUCACUAACUUUUCUCUUUUCUGUCUUUCUCUUUGCUUUUCUUUGUCUUUCUUUUUUUCCUUCUAUUUUCAGUCAUUCUUUUUCUAACUCUCUUUCCCAUUUUCUAUUCCUCACUUUUUCCACGCUCUUUUUUUCUCGCUCUCUUUCGCACUUUAUUCUUCCAUCACUCUUUUUCUUCCACUCUUACUCUUUAUCUAUCUUUCUCUUUUCUCCGCUUAAUUAUACUUUAUCUCAUUUUGCUCUCUCUCUCUCUCUCUCUCUCUCUCCCUAUUUCAUUUUUCAUUCUAUAUUAUCUAUCUCUUUUCAAAACUAUUUAUACACUAUUUCACCACUCAUGGUUUUGAAUUUAUCUGGAAAUUUAUUUCUUUUUCUUUUUCUUAUUAGUUUUUUUGUUAUCUUCUUUCUUUUUUUUUUAUUCAAUUCCUUACUUUUAUUUUUUCAUUCUUUCAAUCUAUUUUUUUUCUUUGAUCAUUCAUUCAAAUUUUCUUUCUUUUUUCAUUAUUUUUCUUGUUUUCUUAUUUAA